Caenorhabditis sp. 36 PRJEB53466 is the source of this 5241-nucleotide messenger RNA. Lineage: Eukaryota; Metazoa; Nematoda; Chromadorea; Rhabditida; Rhabditidae. The record is from the annotation of a GenBank genome assembly.
AUGGCUCCUGGAAAAGUGUCCGCUUCGAAGCUGAAAAGAGACCAGGAACGUGCUGCGAAAGUGAAGGCCGCCGAGGAAAAGGCUGCUGCUGGUACUGUCCUUCGACACUGAUCUCCUUCAUUGACUCCCAUUUUUGCAGAAGCUGCUGCGAAAGCCGCUGCCGAAGCUGCUGAAAAAGCCGCUGCCGAAGCUGCUGAAAAAGCCGCUGCCGGAGCUGCCGAAGCUUCGCCUGUUGCAUCUCCCGCUGGUCCUUCGUAUGCUUCCGCUGCUGGUCCUUCGUCUGCUUCCUCUGCUGGUCCUUCGUCUGCUUCCGCUGCUGGUCCUUCGUCUGCUACUACCAGUGGCCCAUCGACCUCUGCUUCCGCUGACAAACUGUCCAUGGCUAGUCUGAGUUCAGCUCUUCCUGCCAAAACUUCAUCGUCGAAGCCUCCCCAGCCGGUGAAGCCACUCGCGGUGAAGCCACUCGCUCUACUCGAUAAAAGGAACACGCUCCGCGUCGUAACGAACUCGUAUCCAACGAAGAUCAAAAAUAAGGAAGUAUACCGAUACGAUGUUAUAAUCGAGAUCGACAGACUACCGAAUAAGAACAAAGCCACUAAAGGUAGAAGAGACAACCAAGACUCCGCCUCCAACAAUCCCGACAAACCGAUAAAUCGACCCUCUGAUCGCCAGCGACAAGCCGCGUGUCUGUCACUGGUUGACAGAGUACUAGCAGACGUCAGAUUGGGCCCGUAUGCGUACGACGGAGCAUCAACUCUGUACGCUCUGGUCGAAAGGCUACCGGGUGGUCGCGAACAAAUCCAGCAACAAUUCAAUAAGGAGCAACUGCCGAUUCCGUUCAAGAAGGAGUUCUUCACCUACGGCGAAGGAAUCACCACCGUCACGAUCAAAGCGUCAGUGGACUCCGAGAAGGAGCCUAGAAAGCUUCAAGGGAUUAACGUCCGUUCGGAAGGUCUGGAUAAUGAAUCGAAGGCCGUGACUCAAAUGUUGAGCCUCGCCCUAACCAUGAAUGCUCGUCUCGACGCCAACCUCGUCUCGGGGGCGGGCAACCAAAUAUUCAACAAGAAUUUUAGACACAUGACUUUGGACCAAGUUAAGGUCGAGGAGCGCGAAGGACUCGAGUCAAAAUUAAAAUUGGCGGAACAAAAUCUUCACGUUUUGGCUCACUGUGAGUUUAAAGCUAUACUCUUAAUAUCCAAUAGACUCGGCUAGGGUCGGGUCAAGUCUAUUUAAAAUUGUCCAAUAUCUGAUUGGCAUUAAAUUUUCAAAACAGGAUUUUUGAGAGGAAGAUUGUUUGAAAGUCGCAUUAUUAGCAGUUUGAAACAAACAGCUCUGGAAACUCAAUAGCAAUUUAAUUAAAUGCUACUAUCAAAUUAAUGGGGUUAUUCAGCGAUGUCAAAAAAUGGAAAAAACGCAACGCGUGCACUGUUUUUUCCAUUUUUUAACAUCGCUGAAGAAAGUCUAUUCAUCUCAAAACAUGGCCUCCUCGAUUUUAGAAUUUAUAAAUCAAAUCGACGCGUUUUGUUUCGUAGAAUUCAAAUAUGAAGUCAGUUUCUGCGUCAGCAAAUAUUUUUUCAGGAAACCUGAAAAACAUGAAGAAAUUUAAAAGUUUGUACUACAUCUAUUCUUUAAAAUAAUUUUCAAAGGUUUUUAUUGUGAUAUUUACACUACGCCUCAAAAAAAAUUGCGAAAACGAUUUUCAGAAGGAUUAGACAUUUAUUUAGCUUUGACCCUUUUCGAGUCCUAGGCUACUCCUAGCUCAUGGAGCAAACUUUUCAUGGAUCCAAAUUUGGCGUUUUUCUAUUAUUUGGGCCCUGGGUAACCUCCCUGCAAAGUAGCAAAUGAAUCAAAAAAUAUUUCGGCGCCUGUUUAUUAGUACUUCAGGGAUUGUUCACAAAUUACAAAUGGCGAGUGUUAAAGACUAGAUACCCCGCUUAACCUUUCUUAUUUUUCGAGAAGCCUUAUUAACGAGAAUGAUAACAAAACCUAUGGGGCGGGCAAAUUUUUUACAUCUGAAUUUUUGUAGGCACGUUCACUAUUGCAGCCGUAGAACUCUGGCAAUCGGGCUCUACCGCUCUCCACGUGAAUUAAUUAAAAAUUGAAAAAGGUCGCAAUCGGGUUUUCACGUGGGAUUGCGGUAAAGCGAAACUGACAAGGUUUUGCGAUGCUCACACCUUAUAUCCCCGCUGCCGAUUCUAACAAAUUUGGUGUAAAAGUUACUUUUGCAGACAAAAAGACCCGAUUCUUCUGCGAAGGUGCCCUCGGAAUCCUCCUCAAAAAUGCAUGGUCGGACCUGGACCUUGCGAAUAAGUAUGGCAAAGGAAUGAAAGUGGUUACCGACUUUGAUCCUCCAUCGAAAUUCAAAAUAAGUGGUGUCGGAGAUCACAUCGAUAAUCUGUGGUUGGAUGGUAGACCUCUUCUGCACGAUAGCGCUCGGAUAUCCGGGAGAAGUUUCGGCGAUUUCAACGGCUUUCUUAGAGCCAUGCAAAGAUCCAUCACGGUUCCGAAUCCUGAGAAACCGAAUACAAAAAUCAAGAGGACUUUGAGUUACCCGGUUGAACUCCUGAAAAUCUGCCCUGGUCAAAAGCUGCUCCCGAAACAUGGCAAAGCGGUAAGUAACUGUGAGAUGUUAGUAUUCAGAAUUCAAUUUCAUUUCAGCCUCCCCCAGUUACUCCUGGCGAACGUAAAGAUCGUACCAAGGAUAUUGGAACUCAAAUGCAGAUACUAACCCGGAAUAGAACAUUUGAACAAUUCGGAGUAGAGAUCGCCGAGGAUCCGGUCAAAGUUGACGGGGUUCGAAUUCGGGCUCCAGGAAUUCUGUACAAAAGAAAUGCUCAAAGCCUGGCAAUGCCGAAUGAAAAAGCCGUUAGUUUUCGGUCCGAGUAUUCAAAGAAACUCUACGCAUCUUUUUUAGGUGGGCAAGUGGUUCAUGCCGAAAGCCGAUAGCUUCGUCACUCCGGCCAAUUGUAUUGACCAUAUUCGCAUCUUUUACAACUACGACAACAAGAUUAGAGAGAAAGAGGACGUUGGCAAGAAAUUGGAAGCGCUGCAAAAAGAGCUCCAGGGUCCGAACGCCGUCCAAGUCCUGGGCACAGUAAUCCAAAACCGGUGGGCAGUUGAAACUCGCAAGCAGCAACGAAAAACCAAAGAAAAGUUGCACAGAGUCUUUAUGAGCACUGAUUUUUCCAAUAAGCGGCCAUGUUCGAGUAUUUCGUUGCUGCUUGCAAGUUUCAAUGAUUGUAAAACAUCCAAAAUUACCAGAGCCCGGAUGCCGACAGUCGAUAUGGUACAAAUCUCUGCAGUGACAAACUCGGUGGAGUGGAGGAAAGAACUCUACAUGGUAAGAAAUCCUUACAAUUGUACUUUAAAGUCCUUACUAGUUCUUAUACUAAUAUAAAUCUUUUUUCAUUCCUUUAUAAAAUCCUGUUUAGAACAUGGAAACCAUGGCCUCGCAAUUGAACAUUAAAAAGGAGCGUAUAAUGGUGAUCUACGCAGAUUUUAACCCACUGGACUCGCACGCGUUUUUAAAGUUGGCGGAGCGACUCCACGAAAUCCCCACUCAGCAGGUCAAUUUCGACAAAAGCCUUCGCAUAUUGUUAGUUUCUAUUAUGAAUGCCAUUUCUAUUUCACUUUUCAGCGGCUUCGAUACGAGAAGGAACGUGCUCGCCAAGCUGAAUUUAAAGGCAGGCGGACUGAAUCAUAAAGUUUCCAGCGCAGACGUGUAAGUUGCUUAUCCCCGAGUGGCAACGAGCCGGGCCAAACUUCAAAUUCUCCCCUCCGGAAGCCUCCAACGUUUUCCAAAAUAAUGAUAAAAACCGAACAAUUGUUAAGAGUGGGCGGAACGAUAGAUUGCAACCUUGGCAUCCAAUUCACGGUUUCUUUCUACGGGAUCCGCGGUGCUCGAAAACUUGUGUCCACGGUCUCGCCUUGCCCAUCCAUAGUUGUUUUGUAGAUAAGUGUCAAAAAUUCGGUUCGUAGCACAAAUAAGAUGUUUUUGUCUCACAUGACCGAACAUUUUUUUUUCGCGGGUCUGUAAUAUAAAACUGUGCCACUUUUAGCAACUUUAUAAAGCUUUACCCGCUUUUUGAACGUUUUCCGCACGCAGUUUCUUUUUUUCCAUCACACCUCGCAUUCAUUCGAAUAGUAUCGUACUGGCCGACCAGGCCGAAAAAAUCUUCGGCCCGGUCCGGAAUCAAGUUUGCUGUAUCUUUAUCUCGGGUUGAUUUCUAGGAGCGCACUCUGGGGAGACCAAGCAAAGACCCUCGUCAUUUCAUACGACGUCUGCCACAGUUCCGGUGUCAGACAGUAUAGAUUAGGAGACGUCUGCACGGAGCCAAGUUCAGUCGGCGUAAGUACAAAAAAAAAAGUUGCCCCAAAGACGAGUGGGUUUCAGUUCGCUUUCAACACCGGUCGUGCACCAACGGAAAUCUUCGGAGACUUCCAUCUUCAGCGACCGAGAAAAGAACAGGUCAACGAUGACAUCCUUAAAAAACGGGCAAGGGCUAUACUUGGACAGUAUCACCAGAACCGGAAAGAGCUCCCGGAGAAUAUAAUCAUUCUGCGCGACGGAGUCUCUGAGGGACAGUACAAGAUGGUCCGAGAUGAGGAAUUCGUAGCGAUCCAGGAGGGAGUCCGCGAUUAUCUGAGUGCCAGCAAAUCCCAGAAGAAAAUCGCCUUCUCCCUCCUCAUUGUCACGAAGCGCCACGCCAAUCGUCUGUGCAUGAGUGGCCAAAAAAGUGAAUAGAGCUGUUCAAUUGUGUAAAUUGGCAUGGUCUUCAGGCUUCGUGAACGUCCCCCCGCUCACCGCCAUUGACACUGGCAUCGUCAGGAAAGAGGGAACCGAGAUGAUCUUCGUCAGCCACAGUCCGCUUGCUGGAACUGCCCAGCCGAUGCUCAUAAACAUCCUCCACAAUGAUGCGAUCUUCACCAGCAACACUCAGUUGUCUCACUUCCUCGCGGCACUGUGCUGCGAGCACCAGGUUUGCACCUCAAUCGUGUCUCUCCCGGAGACGGUCUACGCAGCCGACGCCUACGCAAAGAGAGGAAGCGACUUGUUCAAUUGCUACAAGAGGUUAGUGUGUCGAGUUUUCGUUCCAUUCGUGCAAUUUCUUGCUUUGCAGUGUGGCACCUGAGUUGAAACGCCCGGUGGAUACGCUAGACGACGGAAGCAUCGAUUUCGAGGCGAUCACGAAUCGUCUGGCCUACGUGACCUCUUCGUUCAGAUUCAAACGUAUCGCCUAA